UUUUUUAAGGCCGCGCCCAUUUUUAUCACCAGCAAGGGAUCAUCCCUGCUGUAACUCAUGUAGUAGCGAUCAAGGAAGUUGACCCACUUUGAAUUUAUUUCUCUCCCUAUACAACUUUACGUUUGAGUUGUUGUUGUAGUUGCUAUUUUUCAAGGUCCUACCAGUGACAGAAUGUCUUUUAUCCCCGGACAGCCGCUGACUGCUGUUGUGCAAAGGAUUGAGAUCCAGAAGUUGCGACAGGGAGAAAAUCUCAUCCUGGGUUUCAGCAUUGGAGGGGGGAUCGACCAGGAUCCGGGGCAGAACCCCUUCUCGGAGGACAAAAGUGACAAAGGCAUUUAUGUGACCAGAAUAACACCAAACGGACCAGCAGACACCGCCGGCCUAAUGAUGGGAGACAAAAUUAUGCAGGUAAACGGCUGGGACAUGACCAUGGUAACUCACGACCAGGCCCGCAAAAGACUAACGAAGAAAAAAGAGGAUGUAGUGCGGCUUCUGGUCACCAGGAAGUCCCUGGAAGACGCUGUGAAAAAUUCAAUGACUGGCCCACACGGCCGAAAGUAGCACUGAGGUUUUCCCGCGACCACCCAAGACCAAAAACGACUACACGAAUGACUUGUUCUCCAUGCUAACUGUUUUGAGUCCCUUCAUUCCAUUAAGUCACUGGACAAGAGGAAGACAUUUUUUUAUUCCACACACACUCAUAAAAAAAAAAAAAUCAACAUUGCGUAUGCAUGCGUGUCUUUGUAGCAUUGAUGAGGAGAGAUGUUUUUGGUACAAACAAGACACCAUUUUGAUUCUGAAUGAAACCAGUAGGUUAAUAAUAGUUUUUACCUGACAUUUACUGUAAUUAAUACAUUUUAUUAUUUUGGUUGUGGGCAUUUGUAAUGUGGGUGCUCACUAAUUUUUCACUGCAGAUGACAACCAUAAUAAUAAACUCAAUUUAGACUGCGGUUACAGUCGGUCAGAACUGAA
This is a messenger RNA of Syngnathus typhle (broad-nosed pipefish), 972 nucleotides long. It is a transcript of the gene tax1bp3, whose product is annotated as Tax1 (human T-cell leukemia virus type I) binding protein 3. The transcript is spliced from 4 exons. The record is from RefSeq and is a predicted model, not a curated record. Bases 172 to 561 code for a protein of 129 amino acids. Gene Ontology annotation, biological process: neurotransmitter receptor transport postsynaptic membrane to endosome; neurotransmitter receptor transport, endosome to postsynaptic membrane. Lineage: Eukaryota; Metazoa; Chordata; Actinopteri; Syngnathiformes; Syngnathidae. Gene Ontology annotation, cellular component: postsynaptic density; adherens junction; postsynaptic membrane. Gene Ontology annotation, molecular function: protein binding.